Molecule: messenger RNA, 945 nt
Organism: Closterium sp. Naga37s-1
Lineage: Eukaryota; Viridiplantae; Streptophyta; Zygnematophyceae; Desmidiales; Closteriaceae
Source: the annotation of a GenBank genome assembly
AUGGCUCCAGACGCGCCAGCUCCGAUCUAUGUUAUCGUAAGUGCAGGGCAGGUGUUGCGAAUGGUGAUCACCCACGGAUGUGGUUACCACCUAUCAGGGUUCCGAGUAAAUUUCGGCCAACCUCGUUCCUCAACCUAUCCUCUUCCCUCCCUCCUCUCCAUUUCCUUUCCUCUCCGCUUCCUCUCCCUCCCUCCACUCCUCCUCUGCUCACUCUUCUCCUCCUCACCACCCUCCUCUCCGUUUACCCUUCUAUCCGUUUCCCCUCCUCUCCGUUUCCCCUCCAUCCGUUUCCCCUCGUAUCCGUUUCCCCUCCUAUCGGUUUCCCCUCCUAUGCGUUUCCCCUCCUAUGCGUUUCCCCUCCUAUGCGUUUCCCCUCCAUCCGUUUCCCCUCGUAUCCGUUUCCCCUCGUAUCCGUUUCCCCUCGUAUCCGUUUCCCCUCCUAUCCGUUUCCCCUCGUAUCCGUUUCCCCUCGUAUCCGUUUCCCCUCCUAUCCGUUUCCCCUCGUACCGUCAUCCAGACGACGCUUUGGUCAUCCUCGCCGCUUGCCCGUCCAUUCGUGUGCUCGGUCGGCAUUGCCACGUCAUUCAGCCACUAUGUGACUGCAUAGCAAGAGGUCACCAGACACGCCCGUUCUUCAGGGCGCCACAGCACCGCUCUCAACCGCACCACUUCGAGAUUGCUUCUUUCGCCAUUCCAGUAGCAUGCUCACUUCGACAUUGCUUCUUUCACACCAGCAGCAGCAGCAGCAGCAGCAGCCCCAGCACUCUUCCUCCGCUGGCGUGCUUCUCGUUUCUGGCUGAGACGGGUUGGCAGGAGUGCAACGCGGAGCAAAGAAGGGGGCAGAGUGGAGUAGGGAGCAGAGUGGGGGGCGGGGGGUUGGAUGUGCGAGGAGGUGGCGAGGAGGCCCGGGCAGACCAGCAUGGUGCAGCUGGGAGGGACCCAUGA